AUGGGUCUCUUCUCUAGUUUCCUCGACUCGUUCUGCGAGCACUGCUCCUCCCAGUCCAUCUAUACCCUGGUGGCCGUCGGCGCCUUGUCCUUCAUCGCUCUCUCCGUCGUGGUUAACGUUCUGCGCCAGCUGCUAUUCAAGAGCCCUCACGAGCCCCCCGUUGUCUUCCACUGGUUCCCCUUCAUUGGCAGCACCAUCAGCUACGGCAUCGACCCCUACAAGUUCUUCUUCAACGCCCGCGCAAAGUACGGCGAUAUCUUCACGUUCGUGCUCCUCGGCAAGAAAACCACCGUCUAUCUGGGCACCAAGGGCAACGACUUUAUUUUGAACGGCAAGCUGCGCGAUGUCUGUGCGGAGGAAGUGUAUUCUCCCCUAACGACCCCCGUGUUUGGUCGCCAUGUGGUCUACGACUGCCCCAACUCCAAACUCAUGGAGCAGAAGAAGGCAAUGGACAAUUUUGUCGAAACCUCCCACUGGUUCCAGGAGCCCAAAGGCACCUUCAACGUCUCCAAGGCAAUUGGUGAGAUCACCAUCUACACCGCGUCGCGCUCGCUGCAAGGAAAGGAGGUUCGGGAUAGGUUUGACUCGACCUUCGCGGAUAUGUACCACGACCUCGAUAAGGGCUUUGCGCCAAUCAACUUCAUGCUGCCGUGGGCACCUCUCCCUCACAACCGCAAGCGCGAUGCCGCGCAGAAGCGGAUGACCGACACGUACAUGGACAUCAUCAAGGAGCGCCGGGAGGCCGGUGUUCAUAGGGAAGAGGAUGAUAUGGUGUGGAAUCUCAUGUCCUGCGUUUACAAGAAUGGCACUCCUGUCCCUGACGAAGAAGUUGCUCACAUGAUGAUUGCGCUCUUGAUGGCCGGCCAGCACUCUUCGUCCUCCACCGCUGCCUGGAUCGUCUUGCGCAUGGCCACCUGCCCCGAAAUCAUGGACGAACUGUAUGAGGAGCAGAAGCGGGUCCUGGGCUCCGACCUCCCUCCUCUUACUUAUGAGAGUCUGCAGAAGCUGGACCUGCACGCCAAGGUGAUCAAGGAGACGCUUCGCAUCCACGCACCUAUCCAUUCGAUCAUCCGCGCCGUCAAGAACCCCAUGCCCAUUGAAGGAACCCCCUAUGUCAUCCCCACCAGCCACAAUGUCCUCUCCUCUCCCGGCGUCACGGCCCGGUCAGAGGAGUUCUUCCCCAACCCGCUCAAGUGGAGCCCUCACCGCUGGGACGAGACCACCGUGGCCGAGGAUAAGGAUGAAGAGAAGAUCGAUUACGGAUACGGUCUGGUCACCAAGGGCGCGAACAGCCCGUAUCUGCCCUUCGGCGCCGGUCGUCACCGCUGCAUUGGCGAGCAAUUUGCCUAUGUGCAGCUGGGCACCAUCCUGGCUGCCUUGGUCCGGCAUUUCAAAUUCUCCAACCCUCCUGACCGGUCUUCUAUCCCGGACACGGACUACUCGGUAAGUCUUAUACUCAUACUCAUGUGUGGAAUGUCAUCCGCUAACUAA
This is a messenger RNA of Penicillium riverlandense, 1491 nucleotides long. RefSeq names its product cytochrome P450. Gene Ontology annotation, biological process: ergosterol biosynthetic process. NCBI's taxonomy places the organism in Eukaryota, Fungi, Ascomycota, Eurotiomycetes, Eurotiales, Aspergillaceae. The record is from RefSeq and is a predicted model, not a curated record. The coding region runs from base 1 to 1491 and encodes 496 amino acids. The transcript has 2 exons. Gene Ontology annotation, molecular function: iron ion binding; monooxygenase activity; oxidoreductase activity, acting on paired donors, with incorporation or reduction of molecular oxygen.